AUGAUUAUUCCCAUCCGGUGUUUCUCGUGCGGCAAGGUCAUUGCCGAUCUCUGGGAGAAGUAUACCAAGCUGCUCCAGGAUGGAGUCUCUGACGGUGAAGCAAUGGACCAAGUUGGAGCCAAGCGAUAUUGCUGUCGCCGCAUGCUGAUGACCCACGUCGAUUUGAUUGAGAAGCUGCUACAAUACGACCCUGCCGAGCGACGGCAGAACAGAGUCCAGUGA
Cladophialophora yegresii CBS 114405 is the source of this 222-nucleotide messenger RNA. Its product is annotated as DNA-directed RNA polymerase I, II, and III subunit RPABC5. Gene Ontology annotation, cellular component: RNA polymerase III complex; RNA polymerase II, core complex; RNA polymerase I complex. The transcript is spliced from 3 exons. Gene Ontology annotation, molecular function: DNA binding; DNA-directed RNA polymerase activity; zinc ion binding. The coding region runs from base 1 to 222 and encodes 73 amino acids. Gene Ontology annotation, biological process: transcription by RNA polymerase II; tRNA transcription by RNA polymerase III; transcription by RNA polymerase I. The record is from RefSeq and is a predicted model, not a curated record. Lineage: Eukaryota; Fungi; Ascomycota; Eurotiomycetes; Chaetothyriales; Herpotrichiellaceae.